AAAUGUGAAGAUUUGCAGCUUUUCCUUUUGAUUAUUUGAAUGUAUUCUUAAUUUUUCUCUUUGAGAUGUGGAGUAGAAGUAGAAAGUGGCAUGAAAAGAAAAUACUCAAGUAGGCCUAAAGUACAAAAAGCCUACCUCUAACCUACUUAAGUACAGUAGUCUACUUGAGUAAAUGUACUUACUGUCCACCACCAGUGUUGUUACGACUUUGUGCCACAGAAUCCCACCAGACAAGUUGGUUCAUCACAGUUUUAUAUGGGACCCUGAGAAAGCAUCUCGGGAACGGCUGCCCUUGACAUACUGCCACUAACCUCCAUCUAGUAACUGCAUUACAAUAACACACUUGCAUCGCAGCAUCAUUCUGCCCGCGCAAUUGUAUUGCGAGUAAAUCAAAUCCUAUUGAUUUUUGCUGCCAAUGCUAAUUGCAGUGCAGCAGCGCUAUUUGCACAAUCGUAUUUUGACGUUUCGCGUGUUUCACCAGAGGAGGGCGCCAGUGUAUAAACGUCCCUGCAGCAGCAUCCUUGUGUAACCUGGAUGCUGAUGCCGGCCCACCAUCGCGUGCUGCAGCUAGAAAUAAUGUCGGGAUGGCCGGUGCAUUGCUGCAGCUAGUUUUUGUGUUGUGUGGGAUAGUCGCCAAGAACAUUUGAUACAUUAUAAUCCAAUUUAAAUCCUCCUUAUAGCUGUUCUUCUAACAGGCCUGCGUGGUGCUGGCAGUGGUACUGCAUACAUUAACGCAGUGCAACAUGAUUGUGUGGCGGCCUUUAAACGGGAUCUGGCGUCUGUUGGUGAAAUGACACAAACAGAUCAUAUGGAGCUAAUGCUUUGUAGGCUGUAGGCCAUAAGAGUAUGAUAAAAUGGAAAUACCCAUGAAUGAAGGGCCAGGUCGCUUUAAAUUCACAAUUCAGUGAUAGAGAUGCCCCUGUAUUGAAAUAGUCUCUGACUAGACACUUUUCAUUUGAGAGCCUACACUCAUUUAGACUCAUAUCCACAUGUUUGUGUGGCUGUAAAUACAUAUUUAUGGAGGAUUCGGCUGUCACAAAUGAAUCCUUGGAUAAAAGUAUGCGCACGGCGGCUCCGCGUCUCACUUGCGCUCCUCAUCAUCGCAUCCAGGGUUGAACGCGUGAAAUGGGAAGCACUACCUCCCGCCUUCAUGCCUAAAUUAUGUAGGGCAGGACGGGAAUGCUGCGCUACCUCCAUUUGAGAAAACGCGGCCGGUGAAUGUGAUAGUGAAACAAAAGGAAUCAUAAAAAAAAAAAAGCCAACCUCGUCUCCAGUCAGCGCUCGACAGAAGCGGAGUGGCGCAUCACGACUUGCCUAUUGUGAAGCCGGGGAAAAGAAAAGAUGGACAUCACGGAUCAAGGAGCUCAAAUGGAGCCGCUCUUACCAACGGAACAAAGUUCCCAAGAAAAUAAAGACGUGAGAACUGAUGAGGAGGCAGUGGUGGACCGCGGGGGCACACGCUCCAUGCUCAACACUAACUUUGAGAAGGAGGAGCUAGAAGGUCACCGCACCCUUUACAUUGGGGUUCACGUUCCCCUGGGCAGGAGGUCACACAGACGUCACCGUCACCACGGACACAGACACAGGAAGAGGUCCAAGGAGAGGGACUCCUCAGCUGAUGAUGGGAGAGAAUCCCCUUCACACACAGACACACCCGCUCAGAGGGUGCAGUUUCUGUUGGGUACAGAGGAUGGCGACGAGGAACACAUCCCCCACGCCCUGUUCACCGAGCUGGAUGAAAUCUGCCUCAGGGAGGGUGAGGACGCCGAAUGGAAAGAGACAGCCAGGUGGCUUAAGUUCGAGGAGGAUGUUGAGGAUGGUGGUGAGCGGUGGAGUAAACCCUACGUAGCCACUCUGUCUCUACACAGUCUUUUCGAGCUUCGCAGCUGCAUCAUGAACGGCACUGUGAUGCUGGACAUGAGGGCCAACUCGCUGGAGGAGAUCGCAGACAUGGUGCUGGAUCAGUACGAGGUGUCUGGCCCUGUAGGUCAGGAUGCUAGGAAGAAGAUCCGUGAGGCCCUGCUCAAACAGCACCACCACCAAAACCACAAGAAACUGGCCAACCGCAUACCCAUUGUGCGCUCUUUCGCUGAUAUUGGCAAGAAGCAGUCUGAGCCUCAUUCCAUGGACAAGAAUGGCCAAACAGUCUCACCUCAGUCCCAGCCAGCUAACAAUGAGGGCAAACAGGACGUCAGCCGGGAAAACAGUGCUGUCGACUUCAGCAAGAUUGACCUCCACUUCAUGAAGAAGAUCCCUGCUGGGGCUGAGGCAUCCAACGUCCUGGUGGGAGAGCUGGAGUUUCUAGACCGCCCUGUGGUGGCCUUCAUCCGCCUGGCUCCUGCUGUGCUGCUCAAUGGCCUGGCUGAGGUUCCCAUCACCACCAGGUUUCUUUUCAUCCUGCUGGGCCCGCUGGGAAAAGGUCCACAGUAUCAUGAAAUUGGCCGGUCUAUUGCUACCCUGAUGACUGAUGAGAUUUUCCAUGAUGUUGCUUACAAGGCCAAAGACAGGAACGACCUGGUGGCAGGCAUCGAUGAGUUUCUGGACCAGGUGACGGUGUUACCCCCGGGAGAGUGGGACCCCUCCAUCAGAAUAGAGCCUCCAAAAAACGUGCCCUCUCAGGAAAAGCGUAAGAUUCCCCCUGUUCCCAACGGAGUGACAGAUCUUGGAGAGUCGGAGGAACAUGGAGGGCACGGUGGCCCUGAGCUCCAGCGCACUGGGAAGUUAUUUGGUGGGCUCAUCUUGGACAUCAAGCGAAAGGCUCCUCACUACCUUUCCGACUACACAGAUGCCAUCAGCCUGCAGUGUCUGGCUUCCUUCCUCUUUCUCUACUGCGCCUGCAUGUCACCUGUCAUCACUUUCGGAGGACUCCUGGGCGAGGCCACAGAGGGACGUGUGAGCGCUAUUGAGUCUCUGUUUGGGGCGUCCAUGACUGGAAUAGCCUACUCUCUUUUUGCCGGUCAGCCCCUCACCAUCCUGGGCAGCACGGGGCCUGUUCUUGUCUUUGAGAAAAUCCUCUUCAAGUUCUGCAAGGAAUAUGGCCUCUCCUACCUCUCCCUGAGGACUUGUAUUGGCCUGUGGACAGCCUUCUUCUGUCUGCUGCUGGUGGCCACGGAUGCCAGCUCGCUUGUCUGUUACAUCACACGCUUCACUGAGGAAGCUUUCGCCGCGCUGAUCUGCAUCAUCUUCAUCUAUGAGGCUCUGGAGAAGCUGAUGCACCUGGGGGUGCACUACCCCAUCAAUAAACACAACAACCUUCAGAAACUCACACAGUACUCGUGUGCGUGUGUGGAGCCCAGGGACCCCAGCAAUGAGACUCUGCAGUUCUGGGAGGAAAGAAACAUCACAUCCUCCCAGGUCAACUGGACCAUGCUGGAGGUCAACGAGUGCGAGAUGUUGCAUGGUGAGUUCGAGGGCAGUGCCUGUGGCCCCCACGGCCCCUACAUCCCGGACGUCCUCUUCUGGUGCGUGGUCCUCUUCUUCUCCACCGUCUUCAUGUCCGCCUUCCUCAAGGAGUUCAAGACGAGCCGUUACUUCCCCACCAAAGUGCGGGCCAUCAUCAGUGACUUUGCCGUCUUCAUCACCAUCCUUACUAUGGUUUUAGUAGAUUAUGCCUUGGGGAUCCCCUCACCUAAACUACAGGUCCCCAACAAGUUCAAACCAACCAGGGAUGAUCGCGGCUGGCUUAUAAACCCAGUGGGGCCCAACCCCUGGUGGACCACCAUCAUCAGCUUCCUCCCUGCUCUGCUCUGCACCAUCCUCAUCUUCAUGGACCAGCAGAUCACAGCCGUCAUUAUCAACAGGAAGGAGCACAAACUGAAGAAAGGCUGUGGCUACCACCUGGACCUGUUUGUGGUGGGGGUGAUGCUGGGCGUGUGCUCGGUGAUGGGCCUGCCGUGGUUCGUGGCGGCCACCGUGCUCUCCAUCUCCCACGUGAACAGCCUUAAGCUGGAGUCGGAGUGCUCGGCCCCCGGAGAGCAGCCCAAGUUCCUGGGUAUCCGUGAGCAGCGCUUCACCGGCCUCAUGAUCUUCACCCUGAUGGGCUGCUCCGUCUUCAUGACGUCUGUGCUAAAGUUCAUCCCCAUGCCUGUGCUGUACGGAGUCUUUCUGUACAUGGGAGCUUCUUCGCUCAGAGGCAUUCAGUUCUUUGACCGUCUAAGGCUGUUCAGCAUGCCGGCCAAACAUCAGCCAGACUUCAUCUACCUUCGUCACGUCCCACUGAGGAAGGUGCACCUCUUCACCAUCAUCCAGCUCAGCUGCUUGGUCCUGCUCUGGGUCAUCAAGACCUCCAGGGCUGCCAUUGUCUUCCCCAUGAUGGUCUUGGCACUGGUGUUCAUUCGUAAGCUUCUGGACUUCAUCUUCACCAAGAGAGAACUGAGCUGGUUGGAUGACUUGAUGCCAGAGUGGAAGAAGAAGAAACUGGAGGAUGCAGAACAAGAGGAGGAGCACAGUAUUAUUGCAGAGGAAGAAGGCAUUGUACAAAUGCCACUGGAGGGAAACUUAAAGUGUGACCCCGCCACAGUGAACAUCACUGAUGAAAUGUCUAAAGGAUCUUUCGGGAAUGUGUGGAAGGGUGUCAGCCCUGCUGAGAGCACAAAGAAGGAGCCAAGCGCUAAAAGUUGUUCCAGUGGCGGCGAAAAGCGUCACAAGCGCCGGAGGCAUGAGAAGAGCUUGGACAGGGAGACAAGUUUGUGAUGACACAUACUGGCGGUGCCACUGUGCUGUUUAUCAGUAGAUCAAAAAACAAAAAAACUGUACCGUGCCACACUCAACCACCUUUGUACUGUGCUACACUGUGUUUUUGUCAUGUAAGUCUGUGUGCAAGUUGUGUAAAACAAAGGAAAAUGUGUUAGAAACAGUAUUAACAUGAGGAACCGGGACACAUUUGUGUUCUUUUUCUAUGUAUUUCAAUGUUUGGUGAUACCAGCAACAGAAGAUAGCCAGAAUUAUAUGACACUUACAGUAACGGGCCAAUUAAGUAAACAUUUUAAACAAUUUUUAAAUCUACUUUAUUUGUAUUUUGUAUGUUUUUAUAUUUUUCCAAUAGUAAUUGUCCUUUAAAAAACCUGCCACGUCAAGCCGCAAAUGUGUGGAUUUUGUGUGCAGUAUUUAAUGCCGCUAUUGUGCACCUCACAAUAGACAGGAGUAGAUAUUUGCCAAUACUAAUUAAUCUAUUUCACUGGUAUCUAAAAGACUUGGCUCUAGCGAAUCUAGUAAUUUUUUGAAAGUAUUAAAUAUACAUUUUAUAUAUUCUGUAUAUCUAAAUGUUUUUGUGACAGUGACGGCUCAUAUCACUCCAGAGUUUUCUCCAUUGCUAUUUUACAAAUAAAUGUCUCUCCUCCAGUAAAGCAUUUCCUCAAACAAGUUAAAGGAAUUGUUUGACAUUCUGGGAAGUUCUUGUUUUCUUACUGAUAGUUACACAUAAAGAUUGAUACUCUCUCAUGUCUGUACAUUAAAUAUGAAGCUAGGGCUAGCAGCUGGCUAGCUUAGCUUAGCCAUUUGGACAAAGACUGAAUCAGUCUUUGUGCCUGGCUUUGUCCAAAUUGAACAAAAUUCGCUUGAUAUCUCGUUUAAAAUCCGUACCAAAACCUAAAUGUAAAAAAGACUUGUUGUGGUUUUACUUUUUUUUUUAUCUGGAGCAGGAGCUAGUGGAUAGCUUCAUAUCGUACAGACAUAAGCGAGGUAUCAAUGUUCUCAUCUAACUCUCCCCAGGAGUUGGCAUAUUGAGUGUAGUGUAUUUCCUGAAAUAAACUAUUCCUUUUAGGACAGUAUAUUUUGGGAGCAGCUUAUUGGAAAAUCAUAUUUUCAAGCUAGCAUGGCAGUAUAGGUCGGGAACUUUCAGCGGGCCUAUCCUUAGCUACUUGGCCUUGGCUUUUUAAAAACUCAUCAAAUUUGCGACUGCUGAACUUUAGGGUGACUGUACAGAAAGCUCUAUGUUUUCCACCUACAUACUCUUUGUCAUCUUGUCAGUAAGUGUCAUCCAUGGACAUGUGAUCUCCUAUCCAAACGACCCUCAAUGUGUUAGCAUCUGAAGCUAAUUGUUUUAAAAAAGGAACACAUGCAUGGUGGUGAAACAGACUUAGCUGUUUCACUACAGGACCAUGGUUACUUCUAUAGAUGCAAUAAUACCUUUUUUCUGGGAAGGGCAACAUGUAAUAAACGGUAAAGAGUCUUAAAAAUGUACAAUACAUAGUAUAUUUUAUUCAUGUAAAAUGUUACUAAUAUAUUACUAACAUGAAGUCAGUGUUGAAGGCAGGUUUUUGUUGUAGAUGUUCAUUUCCCAUUGUCAAAUUGAUGGUUCUUAGUUCAUUAGAGAAACUAAUAAUGGGUCAAAAUUAUAUCAAUAUCAAAUAUUUUGACCACUUCUGUGUGGAAUUCUGCCUUAAUUUGGUAGUAAUAGCUGUACACUUUCUGUUUAAUAAUUUAAGUCACCUGUAUAGAAAUCAGUUAAGAUUUGUUGUUAUAUUGUGAUUUGUUUCAUGAGAAUGAGAGAGUGAGUGAAUGA
This is a messenger RNA of Micropterus dolomieu (smallmouth bass), 6502 nucleotides long. Its product is annotated as sodium-driven chloride bicarbonate exchanger-like. The transcript has 26 exons. Lineage: Eukaryota; Metazoa; Chordata; Actinopteri; Centrarchiformes; Centrarchidae. Gene Ontology annotation, biological process: transmembrane transport; regulation of intracellular pH; monoatomic anion transport. Gene Ontology annotation, molecular function: monoatomic anion transmembrane transporter activity; solute:inorganic anion antiporter activity; sodium:bicarbonate symporter activity. Gene Ontology annotation, cellular component: basolateral plasma membrane; plasma membrane. The record is from RefSeq and is a predicted model, not a curated record. Bases 1342 to 4692 code for a protein of 1116 amino acids.